Messenger RNA from Periophthalmus magnuspinnatus, 652 nucleotides. Its product is annotated as histone H1-like. The record is from RefSeq and is a predicted model, not a curated record. NCBI's taxonomy places the organism in Eukaryota, Metazoa, Chordata, Actinopteri, Gobiiformes, Gobiidae. Gene Ontology annotation, cellular component: nucleosome. The transcript has a single exon. Bases 3 to 596 code for a protein of 197 amino acids. Gene Ontology annotation, biological process: nucleosome assembly. Gene Ontology annotation, molecular function: structural constituent of chromatin; DNA binding.
CCAUGGCAGAGACCGCUCCCGCGCCAGCCCCCGCUCCGGCGAAAGCCAAGGCCCCCAAGAAGAAGGCGGCCGCCAAAAAGAACGCGGGCCCCAGCCUCCAGAAGCUCAUCACCGGCGAGAUCGCCGCGUCCAAGGAGCGCAAAGGCGUCUCCGUGGCCGCGCUGAAGAAGGCGCUGGCCGCGAAGGGCGUCGAUGUGACCAAGGCCAACAAGCGCAUCAACACCGCCCUGAAGAAGCUGGUGACAUCAGGCGCCGUGAGCCAGACCAAGGGCACGGGCGCCUCCGGCUCCUUCAAACUGGCCAAGACCGAGGCCAAGCCCAAGACCGUGAAGAAGAAGGCCGCCGCGAAACCCAAGAAGCCCGCGGCAAAGAAAGCAGCCAGCCCCAAGAAGAAGGCGGCUGUCAAGAAGCCCGCGGCCAAGAAGCCCAAGUCCCCGGCCAAGAAGGCGGCCAAGAAGGCAGCGCCCAAAAAAGCAGCGGCCAAGAAGCCCGCCAAGAGCCCUAAGAAAGCGGCGCCCAAGAAGCCUAAGGCCGUGAAGAAGACCCCGAAGAAGGCUCCCGCGAAGAAGGCCGCCCCCAAGAAGGCCAAGAAGUAAAGUCACACCCGACUCCAGCCACACAAAGGCUCUUUUAAGAGCCACCACCCCUCACU